AUGGGCUCUUUAUUUCGAAGUCAGCAAAUGGUAUUAUGCCAAAUAUUUUUGCAAAACGAAUCUGCGUAUUCUAGUGUUUCUAAUUUAGGCGAAUUGGGAUUAGUUCAAUUUAGAGAUACUAAUCCUUCAGUAAGUGCUUUCCAAAGAAAAUUCAUUACUCAAGUCAGAAGAUGUGAUGAAAUGGAAAGAAAAUUGAUAUAUGUUGAGAAAGAAAUAUUAAAUGAAAAUAUCAAGUUGGAUGAUGUGACUGACAAUCCCACUGCUCCUCAACCCAAAGAAAUAGUGGACCUUGAGGCCACAUUUGAAAAGUUGGAAUCAGAGCUAAGAGAAGUUAAUUCAAAUUCUGACGCUUUGAAAAAAACCUACUUCGAGUUAACUGAAUUGAAAAAUGUCUUAGUAGAAGCUCAAACAUUUUUUUCGACUCAAGAAGCUCCUGUUGAAAGUAUGGACAAUUCUACUUUGGUUCCAAAUGAAGUUCCAGCUUCUGCUGCACAACAUGGGUUUGUUACUGGAGUUAUAUUAAGGGAGCGCAUACCAGGUUUUGAAAUGAUGCUAUGGCGCGUUUGUCGAGGAAAAGUUUUCCUCAAGCAAGCUGAAAUAAGCACAUUGAUUGAAGAUCCCUUUACAGGAGAAAAACUGCAUAAAGUUGUUUUCAUCUUAUUCUUUCAAGGUGACCAACUAAAGAGUCGUGUAAAAAAGAUUUGUGAAGGAUUUCAUGCUACACUGUAUCCUUGCCCAGAUAAUUACCAGGAGCGAGAAGAUAUGCUCAAGGGCGUUAAAACACGUAUAGAAGACUUAAACCAAGUUUUAAAUCAGUCAAAAGACCAUCGUCAUCGAUUGUUAGUUGAUGCUGCAAAAAAUAUACAAAUGUGGUUGAUAAAAGUUCGCAAAGUCAAGUAUAUUUAUCAUACAAUGAAUUUCUUCAACCAAGAUGUAGCAAAAGAGUGUCUUAUUGCAGAAAGUUGGUGUGCUUUAAGUGACUUGCCCACAGUUCAAGAAGCUUUACGUGCUGCAACAAUUAAUGUUUCCAUCAGUGCCUUCCAAAGGAAGUUCAUCAACCAAGUAAGAAGAUGUGAUGAAAUGGAAAGAAAACUUACUUACAUUGAAAAAGAAAUCUUGAAGGAUGAAAUUCGUAUGGAAGACGUGUAUGUAAACCCUAUUGCUCCUAUGCCAAAAGAAAUGAUAGAUUUAGAGACAACAUUUGAAAAAUUAGAAAAUGAAUUGAAAGAAGUUUGCUCGAAUUCAGAUGCAUUGAAGAAGACACAUUUUGAGUUAACUGAGCUAAAAAAUGUUUUAACUCAAGCUCAUCUUUUUCUAUCGGCUCAAGAAGUAAAUCAUGUGGAUACUAUGGAUAGUGCAACUUUGGUUGGAAAUGAAGUAUCGCCUGAUAUGCCGUCGCAGCAUGGGUUUGUGGCUGGUGUGAUCCUUAGAGAACGCAUUUUAGGAUUUGAAAUGAUGUUGUGGCGGGUCUGUCGGGGAAAUGUUUUCUUAAGGAGAGCAGAUAUGGAUACUGUGAUAGAAGAUCCGGUUACAGGUGAAAAAUUGCACAAAGUUGUAUUUGUUCUAUUUUUCCAAGGUGAUCAUUUAAAGAGUCGUGUCAAAAAAAUAUGUGAUGGUUUUCAUGCUACUUUGUAUCCUUGUCCUGAAACAUAUGAUGAAAGAGAAAAUAUGUUGGUUGGUGUAAAGACUAGGUUGGAAGAUUUGAGCCAUAUUUUAAAUCAAACUCAAGAUCAUCGCCAUCGCUUACUUACCAAUGCUGCUAAAAACAUCAAGAGCUGGUUGAUCAAAGUGCGCAAAAUCAAAGCAAUAUAUGUCACUAUGAAUAUGUUCAAUCAAGAUGUCACCAGAGAGUGCCUUAUUGCUGAAUGCUGGGCAUCAACCAACGAUUCAGCUCAAGUCCAACAAGCACUACGGGAAGCUUCAGAGGAAUGUGGAAGUCAUGUUCCUGCUAUUGUAAAUCGAAUGGCAACAUCAGAACAACCACCCACAUGUAAUUUAGUUAAUAAAUUUACGGUUGGGUUUCAAAAUAUUGUUGAUGCAUAUGGUGUUGCUUCAUAUGAAGAAGUCAAUCCAGCGCCUUAUACUAUUAUUACCUUCCCAUUUUUGUUUGCUGUUAUGUUUGGUGAUGCUGGACAUGGUUUGUUGAUGUCACUUUUUGCUUUUUGGAUGGUUUAUAAGGAAAGGCAACUAAUGGCUCAAAAGAGUGAUAAUGAGAUAUGGAAUACAAUGUUUGGUGGUCGCUAUAUUAUUUUGUUGAUGGGACUCUUCUCUAUAUAUACUGGGCUUAUAUAUAAUGAUGCAUUUGCCAAAUCUUUAAAUAUUUUUCAUUCACAAUGGGAUGUAUCUGAUGUUAAUAUCACAAAGGGUGCUCUAACUAUUCAGACCUAUGCAGAAUACAGUUUUCCCAAUACCAGUGUGCCUUAUCCGUUCGGAAUUGAUCCAAUUUGGCAAAGCGCAAGCAAUAAAAUUCUGUUUCUGAACUCUUACAAAAUGAAAGUAUCCAUCAUUUUUGGCUUUAGUCAAAUGAUAUUUGGUGUGGUGCUCAGCCUGUGGAACCACGUCCACUUUAAGAAAUCACUUAGCAUAUAUCUCGAAUUUUUGCCUCAAAUUAUUUUCAUGUCAUGCAUAUUUGGAUACUUGGUGAUCCUGAUUUUUGCAAAGUGGGUUAUGUAUACAUGGCAGCAAGCAUAUUGUGCACCGAGUCUUCUAAUAUCUUUGAUUAAUAUGUUUUUGAUGAAAUAUGCAGAUGAAGAUGAAUACAAAAAGCCGGAGUUUUGCUACCUUGCUCCGAUGUAUGGUGGCCAGCAAGUGUUGCAGACAAUAUUAGUUGUUGUUGCUUUCCUUUGUGUUCCUUGGAUGCUGGUACCUAAGCCUAUUAUGAUUCACCUAAGGAACAAAAGACUUUCAAGUUCUUCUUCAGAUGACCAUGAUAACAAAGGACUUCCAGAUUUAUUUAUUGAUCAAGCUAUUCACACCAUCGAGUUCUGUUUGGGGUCCAUAUCUCACACUGCAUCCUAUCUCCGACUGUGGGCUUUAAGUUUGGCUCAUGCACAAUUAUCCGAAGUACUGUGGAAUAUGGUUCUGAAAAUGGCUUUAGGUAUGAAUAGUUAUCUUGGUGCAUUCGCCCUUUACUUCAUCUUUGCAGGUUGGGCAGUUUUAACUAUUAGUAUACUUCUGGUAAUGGAAGGUUUAUCCGCAUUUCUUCAUGCCUUACGUCUUCAUUGGGUUGAAUUUCAAAGCAAGUUUUAUCAAGGAACAGGAUAUAAGUUUAUUCCAUUUUCAUUCCAAUUAAUUUUAGAAGGUUAUGAUGAGUGAAAACUCUAGUUGAAUGAAAUACUUUAAUCCAUGUUAUAACAUUUUUUAAUGAACUUUACACAUUUUAUCUGGUUAGUUCCAUGAAAUAUUUCAUGCUGAUUUUAAAAGAAAAAUGCCUCGAUCAUUGGGAGCAAAAUGCAAGAUCAUUGUUUUAAUGAAUUUUAUUUGUUUACAUUUUCUACAACAACUUGAUUAUUUUAAGUUCAAACUAUAAUUUAUUAAGUAUUUUAAGCUAUUUAAAUGUCAAUUUAUUUGUUAUUUACCGAUUCCAAGCUUUCAUUUUUGAUUUAUUUGUUUUAAUUAUUGGGGCCAAAUGAAUUGUGUAUCAAAUUUAUCUCAUAAAAAUACGUAUAUUUCUUUA
Molecule: messenger RNA, 3676 nt
Organism: Uloborus diversus
Lineage: Eukaryota; Metazoa; Arthropoda; Arachnida; Araneae; Uloboridae
Product: V-type proton ATPase 116 kDa subunit a 1-like
Exons: 27
Coding region: 1-3315 (1104 amino acids)
Biological process (GO): proton transmembrane transport; vacuolar acidification
Cellular component (GO): vacuolar proton-transporting V-type ATPase complex; proton-transporting V-type ATPase, V0 domain; plasma membrane
Molecular function (GO): ATPase binding; proton-transporting ATPase activity, rotational mechanism
Source: RefSeq, a predicted model, not a curated record